ACUCUGGCAGACUGACAGAGGACGGAGGGGCGAAGCAAAGAGGAACCUGUUAGAGAACAACAAUAAAGGAAAAGAAAGAACUUAAAAGAGAGCCAUCGGAGAGAAGCUAAGAAAGCUACAGGAAGGGAAGAAGAGCAGGAACCAGGAGGGAGAAAGAGGUGCUGUGUGCUGUGUGCUGUGUGAAAGUGAAACCAUCAACGAAAUCACAAAGUCACAAACUCCGUCCAUCACACCAUUCUUCAGAGGACGACAAGACAUAACUGCAACAUCCAGCCAAAAGCAGGGCUAUUGUUCUGUUUGUAGACCAAGUCAGCACUUACCUCAGUGUCAGGAACCAUUUUUUAUUUAAUUUUUUAGCAAGUGAGCCCAUCUGUCGAGAAGAAACCAUUUACAGAAGCAAACUUAGGCUAAAACCUACAAAACAGAACCUCAACAGUCAAAAAUGGCCCCCAAGAAGAAGGCCUCCCGUCAGAAGAAGCCCGCCGUGGAAACCAUCUCUCAGGUCGCCAUGGAGACCCCAGUCCCGCUGAAGGUGGAGAGCCGUGGUGACGGUGUGGUGGUGGUGGAGACCGGGGUGAAGAAGAUUGAGCAGAUGGCGGCGCUGGACAUCGCUCAGCUGAACAGCCUCAACCUGCCGCUGCCGCCGCCGGUCAUCAAGCCCGGGGAGAGGGGCUUUGGCCUGGGCAGCGAGCUGACGCGACCCCUGCACGGCAGCGCCCUGCUGGAGGAGCUCAGCAAGAUGCGGCAGGAGAAGUUCCUGACUGACCUGGAGUUGGCCUGUAAGACAAAGGCCUUUGACGUCCACAAGCUGGUCAUCUCCUCAGUCAGUCAGUACUUCAGAGAGAUUCUGGCCAAAGACCCUGGCAUGAAGCGCCUGGAGCUCCCCUCCCUCUCACCUCUAGGCCUGGCCAAUGUCAUCACAUUCGCCUACCUCGGUCGCGUCCACAUGUCCCUCUACACCAUUGGUUGCACCGCCUCCGCCGCCACUACCUUGCAGAUCCCUCAGCUCCUCAAGAUGUGCAUGGACUUCCUGCUGGCCGAGCUCAACGUGCAGACCUGCGUGUACAUCUGGAACAUCGCUGCCGCCUACGGCCUGCUGCCCGUGUGCGAUGCCGCCCGCCGCUUCGUCCUGGAGAACUUCGUGCAGUUCGCCGACACGCCGCUGUUCACCCAGCUGACCCUGGAGCAGAUCUCUGCCUUCCUGCAGGACGACGCGCUGCUGUUGCCCUCAGAGGUCACUGCCUUCCAGCUGGCCAUGAAGUGGCUCGACUUCGAGGCCUCUCGUCAGGCUCACGCCGCGGAGCUUCUGUCUCACGUCCGCUUCGAGACGAUCCCGGCCAGCGAGCUGGUGAGUCAGAUCCAGCCGGUGCCCCGCAUGAUGAUGGACCCUCAGUGUCACCGCCUGCUGGUGGACGCCAUGAACUACCACCUGCUGCCCUACCAGCAGAACACCCUGCAGUCCCGUCGCACUCAGGUCCGCGCCAGUCAGCAGACUCUGCUCACCGUCGGCGGUCGACCAUCACUCACCGAGAGAGCUCUCAGCCGCGAGGUGCUGUGGAGGGACCCACGUGAAGGUGGAGCCGCCUGGCGUCACCUCACCCAGCUGCCAGCGAAGAGCUUCAACCAGUGUGUGGCUGUAAUGGAUGGCUUCCUGUACGUGGCCGGAGGAGAGGACCAGAACGACGCCCGCAACCAGGCCAAACACGCCGUCAGCACCCUCAGCAGGUAUGACCCUCGCUUCAACACCUGGCUCCACCUGGCCAGCAUGCGUCAGCGCCGCACCCACUUCUCUCUGGCAGCCAGCGGCGGCCGCCUGUUCGCCAUCGGUGGCCGCAACGUGGAGGGUCUGCUGGCCACCACUGAGAGCUACCUGCCCUCCUCCAACACCUGGCAGAUGCGCGCACCCAUGGAGAUGCCCCGAUGCUGCCACUCCAGCGCCACCCUGCCCUCCGGAGACAUCCUGGUGACCGGUGGCUACAUCAACUGUGCCUACUCCCGCUCUGUGGCAUGCUACAGGGUGGAGACCGACACCUGGACUGAGAAGGCCUCCAUGGAGACACCCCGCGGGUGGCACUGCUCUGCCACUCUCGGAGGGAAGGUGUAUGUGGUGGGAGGCAGCCAGCUGGGGCCCGGCGGUGAGCGGGUGGAUGUGCUCUCCGUGGAGGUCUUCUCCCCAGAGAGUGGCACGUGGAGCCGAGCCGCUCCUCUCCCCCUCGGCGUGAGCACCGCUGGCCUGUCCCCGCUGGCCGACAAGCUGUACCUGCUGGGAGGCUGGAACGAGGCGGAGAAGCGCUACAAGGCGGCCGUCCAGAAAUACGACCCGGCCACUGACAGCUGGUCCAUGGCGGAGGAUCUGCCCGAGCCCACAGUGGGAGUGUCCUGCUGCACCCUGACCCUGCCGCCCCGCCCCGCGCCGCGCCGGCAGCAGCACCGAAACACCCCGGCCCACGAAGAGCAGCAGCAGAAGACCCGGAGCAGAGAGAGCAGCGUGGCCCCUUCACAAAGCACCACAGCAUAGGGAGACAAGGAGAAGGGAGAGACUAGAGCAGAGGAGGGCUGGUUUAACCUCAGGAGAACAUCUGGAUCAUGUCUGCUCUGAUUACUGAAAUUUAAAUUAAUUUCAGCCUGUAAAUAAUUACACAAAGAAUUCUGGAUUAAAAAAAGAAAAAAAAAACAAUACAACAUAGCAGAAAUAUGUUUUUCUUCAUUGUAUUAUUUAACUAAAAUAUAUUGUAGAAAUAUUUAAAAUUUAAAAUAAAUGUUUAAAAUACAUAUAUUUUAUAAAUGUAGUUCUGUACUGACAACAAUAAUUUGGCUUUUACUCCAUAGAUUUACAGUUUAGGUGAAGUACAAUCGUUCCUGAGGGGAUUUCAGAAUAUCAAAAAAACAAAAAACAACACCUGACAUCUGAUCUCCAUCGUUCUAAAUACAAGACAGACAAUUAGAUGCUAAUUUAAAAUACAACAGACAUACAUGCAGACCCAUGAAAUGCCCAUGUAUGUGCUGGUUUUACAGAGAGAGCCUGAUCCAGUGAUCUACAGUGAUCUUAGGAGGUUUUACAUUGGUGGAAACAAGAGGAGAAAAAGGUGGAUAAGGGAUGAAUUAUAGCGUGGAGCAGGUAAAGGCGGAGAGGUGAUGGAUGGAGGAGGAUGAUGAUGAAAGAUGGCAACAGUGGCUGUCUGUGUUUGGGCUGAACAAAACGUCACUGUGAAUCCACUGGCUGUUUGUGUACAAAGAUGUAUCUAUGCAGAGUGUGUGACGUCCAGCUGUGAAAAUAAGUGUGAAUGUGUGUGUGACAGAGAUGAGUGUGUGACAGGAGUGUGUGGCGGCUGCAGGAAAUGAGCCAAUUCUCACAAAAGCUGCAAUAAUUAAGAUUUCUCAUCAGCAAACUUGAAAUAUUUUUCACGAGGAUAUAAGCAGACCAGCAAUAAACAAACCAGUGUUUGUUUUAUUUACUGAAUCUGGUCAGUAGUGCAGCUCAACUGCGGCAAAAUAAAAUAUAGAUGCGCCGCUUAAAAUGAACAUUUUAUAAAUGCAAUGGAGUGAAACGAUUCAGGUGUGAACAGGAGAGGAAGGCGGUGUGAACACGAUGACACAGGUGAGAUUUAAAAGGAAAUAAAAGUGUCUUGGUUUCCGGUUCUACACUUCAACUUUCCAAAUAAACCAGGAAGAUUGAGAAAAAUCACAUAAACCUUUCAAAAAUGCAUAAAAAUCUGAAAAAUAUACACAAAAAUCCAACAAAUAAGGAAAAAAUCCCUACACCUCACCUGUGUUUCAAAACAUUUGCCAUCCGUUGACAUCUAAUUUUUACUGAAACUAAGUCAAACUCAACUGAAGAAGCAGUGAGACUCCAGCAGAUGGAAAUACAAGAUCUCCUUCUUCUCACCCUGGUCCUGGAUACUGAUUAAUGUAGUUUAUCAUGAGACACAAUGAGGCUGAUCUGGCUCAUUUGAUUGGCUGAAUCCCUCUGUAUUUGUCCAUGUCUUGGCACUGGAUGAGUUCUGUGCUGGUGGUCUCUGUGGGGUUUCAUGAAUAAAAGCCAA
Messenger RNA from Chelmon rostratus (copperband butterflyfish), 4043 nucleotides. It is a transcript of the gene klhl43, whose product is annotated as kelch-like family member 43. NCBI's taxonomy places the organism in Eukaryota, Metazoa, Chordata, Actinopteri, Chaetodontiformes, Chaetodontidae. Gene Ontology annotation, cellular component: cytoplasm; nucleus. The transcript is spliced from 7 exons. The coding region runs from base 443 to 2518 and encodes 691 amino acids. The record is from RefSeq and is a predicted model, not a curated record. Gene Ontology annotation, molecular function: protein binding.